CUGAGUGCAAUACAACCGCAGCUCGUUCAGAGCCAUUCUGUUCUGUCCUCGGUGAGGAAGAUGAGAGUCCGGACACCGAAGCGUGACUGAAACUUGCAAAUUUCCUUUGCGAAACUUAACGUAUCUCUUACAUUUGGACCUGCAAGGAAUUAUUAAAGCCGAGUGUUUCCGGAAACACCGAAAGGAACCAACCUGCUCACAAUGACCAACGAGGAGCCUCUUCCGAAAAAGGUUCGCCUGAGUGAGUCUGACAUGAAAACCUUGACCAGAGAAGAGCUAUGUACAAGGUGGAAGCAACACGAUGCAUAUGUCCAGGUCCUUGAAACAAAAUAUGCAGAGCUCUGUUCCAAUGAUGUGCCAGGACUGAAGGAGUCUGAGGAAAAGCUCAAGCAGCAGCAGCAGGAGUCUGCACGAAGGGAGAACAUCUUAGUGAUGCGACUUGCCACCAAGGAGCAGGAAAUGCAAGAGUGCACAACCCAGAUUCAGUACCUCAAGCAAGUCCAGCAGCCGAGUGUGGCCCAGCUGCGGUCGUCCAUGGUGGAUCCAGCCAUCAACUUGUUUUUCCUCAAAAUGAAGGCUGAACUGGAACAGACUAAAGACAAACUGGAGCAGGCCCAAAAUGAACUGAGUGCCUGGAAAUUUACACCUGAUAGCCAAACAGGGAAGAAACUGAUGGCCAAAUGUCGGAUGCUGAUUCAGGAAAACCAGGAGUUGGGUAGGCAGCUAUCCCAGGGACGCAUCGCGCAGCUAGAGGCUGAGCUGGCCCUGCAGAAGAAGUACAGCGAAGAACUCAAAAGCAGUCAAGACGAGCUAAAUGACUUUAUUAUCCAGCUAGACGAAGAGGUGGAAGGGAUGCAGAGUACCAUCCUUGUCCUACAGCAACAGUUGAAAGAAUCCCGUCAGCAGCUCACUCAGUCUCAGGGCGCUUCAGCUGGAGCAGGCCCCAGUAGGACUUCACCCUCUGCCUCCAGCUCAUCUGCCGAACCCUCCACUCAGCCAGAACAGGCCAAUGCUCCAACCGAACAAGGAGGAAAAGACUACGGAAGGGUCUCCAAUGGUCCAAGCAAUAGCAACUCAUCCCAAAGGAGUGAGACCACCACGCCUAGCCUGUACAGAGAGGUCAGCAGCGCCGAAGAAGACUUUCCAAUGUCCCCUGUGGUUUCCAGCCCCGGUGACACCGAGACCAAACUCCCCAACCACUCAGAGGAGGCGCCAGGAAGUCAGACUGCAUCCGGUAGAGUUGGAGGACCUGCCGGUUUCAGAAGCCAGCUGAGUGCGGGGUACGAGAGUGUGGACUCUCCCACAGGCAGCGAGACAUCAUUGACUCAACACUCGAAUGACACAGACUCCACCACCGAUCCCAACGAGGACAAGGCUGCCCUGGUGACCAAGGGCGCCAGGACUGCAGGGUCACGUCAUGCCCAGAACGGCCUGGACUCCAACACAAGUGAUGGCGCGGUUUUGUAAUGUACUUAAUGUGUUCUGUAUUUUUUUUUUAUACAGUAUAAAAAACAAGGCAGCAAAUACAUAGUCUGUAACACAGCACCGUUGUCCAAGAAGUUUUGUUUUCACCCUUGUCCCUUUGCCUGUUGUGAUGCCUUUGUCACAUUUGUGUUGCUUAAUGGGGAUAUAAACAGGAUUGAUGUUAGAUUUGAAUUGCGUGAAUGUAUGAUUUAAAACUAGUACCUUUCACUCUGUUUAUUUGAGCACGGCUAUGCUGUUUAAGCUAUUGACACUGAAAUCAGGCCGUCUGGUGUUGUAAUGUGUCAAGUCAGUAACAUCACUAAAAAUUUCAUUAGGUUCACAAUAUUCAAGGAGGUAAUUUUUAGAUGUUGGCCUGUGGGUUUUCUUCUUUUUUUGUUUUAGAAUAGUUUUUAUUUUCAUUGGCAAAAAAAUCAGUUUUGACAAUUCUGUUAAAAUGUUAGUAGUUCAUAUGCGAUGUCCAUAUUAUUCUUCAGCCCUUUUAAUGUACUGACCAAAUACAAAUAAAGAUUUUUAAUACUA
Xiphophorus couchianus (Monterrey platyfish) is the source of this 2004-nucleotide messenger RNA. RefSeq names its product WT1 associated protein (gene wtap). The record is from RefSeq and is a predicted model, not a curated record. The coding region runs from base 202 to 1467 and encodes 421 amino acids. Gene Ontology annotation, biological process: regulation of alternative mRNA splicing, via spliceosome; mRNA modification. NCBI's taxonomy places the organism in Eukaryota, Metazoa, Chordata, Actinopteri, Cyprinodontiformes, Poeciliidae. Gene Ontology annotation, cellular component: nucleus. The transcript is spliced from 8 exons.